Molecule: messenger RNA, 1254 nt
Organism: Acipenser ruthenus (sterlet)
Lineage: Eukaryota; Metazoa; Chordata; Actinopteri; Acipenseriformes; Acipenseridae
Product: reticulon-4 receptor-like 2
Exons: 3
Coding region: 1-1254 (417 amino acids)
Cellular component (GO): plasma membrane
Molecular function (GO): protein binding
Source: RefSeq, a predicted model, not a curated record
AUGACGGUCAGCUGCCAGUCUCAGAACUUCUCGGCGGUGCCGGCCGGCAUUCCCUACGACAGCCAGAGAGUAUUCCUCCAAAACAACCGCAUCACAGAGCUGCGGGCGCAGUCCUUCAGCUUCGUCUUGCCCUUCUCCCCCACCUCUCUCUCUACCUCUCAUCAGGUCCUGUGGCUGUACUCCAACAACAUCAGCUCCAUCAAACCCGAUUCCUUCAGCGACAUGCGAGAUCUGGAGGAGCUGGACCUGGGGGAUAACCCCUCCCUGCGCACCCUCCAUCCUGACUCCUUCCGGGGGCUGGACAAGCUGCAGAGCCUGCACAUAUACCGCUGCCAGCUGGGGACCCUGCCCGGAAACAUCUUCAAAAAACUCUACAGCCUGCAGUUCCUUUACCUGCAGGACAACCUGCUGCAACACAUCCAGGACAAUCUCUUCUCAGACCUGGUGAAUCUCACUCACCUCUUCCUCCACGGCAACCAAAUCCGAGUCCUGUCUGAAAAUGUCUUCAGAGGGCUGGUCAACCUGGACAGGCUCCUCCUCCACGAGAACCGAGUGCGACAGGUCAACCACAAAGCCUUCAGGGACCUGGGUCACCUCACCACCCUCUUCCUCUUCAACAACGCCCUAACAGACCUCCCUGCUUCGGCCCUAUCCGAUCUCUCGUCCCUGCAGUUCCUCAGACUCAACGGAAACCCCUGGAGCUGCUCCUGCCAGGCCCGCCCUCUCUGGGAAUGGUUCCGUCAGGUCUGGAUCUCCAGCUCCGAGCUCCUCUGCGCCGGUCCCGAGGAGAGGAAAGGUCUAGAUUUGAGGUUCUUGAGAGAAAUCGAUUUCGCUCCCUGCCCCAUGAUGCCUUACUAUCCGAGAGCCCGCGUCACUUACACCUUCAGCACCAGAAAGAGAUGGUGGUUCCCCAAAUCGGGCAAGGCAAGCGGUGGGAAUUCGGACAAAUCUAAAGGCUUGGAUGGAAAGAAAGGACAACAGCAAGACAACAGUUACAUCAGUCCAGAUAAAAGUCAAACCAAAAGUUACGAAGCUGAGUCCACAUUGACGAAAGUUAAAGAGCAAGACUACUGGGAGAAAUAUGAAAACGAAGACUCCACUAUUCGUUGUUACAAGUUGGAUUGUUUGAAAGAAGCAAACGGGAAAUCCAGAGGCGUUUGUCCAGACGCGUCCCUCUUUCUCCUCUCUCUCUCCCUCACUCUCACCCUCUCCCUCUCUCUCACCCUUCACUUUCUUAUUCCUGAAACCAUGUGA